Xenopus tropicalis (tropical clawed frog) is the source of this 1171-nucleotide messenger RNA. RefSeq names its product aminoacyl tRNA synthetase complex-interacting multifunctional protein 1 (gene aimp1). The coding region runs from base 143 to 1084 and encodes 313 amino acids. Gene Ontology annotation, molecular function: RNA binding; tRNA binding. Gene Ontology annotation, cellular component: cytoplasm. The record is from RefSeq and is a predicted model, not a curated record. The transcript has 8 exons. Lineage: Eukaryota; Metazoa; Chordata; Amphibia; Anura; Pipidae.
CGCUAAGUCUGGGCGAAGAGGAAAGCCCAAUCACGUUGUCUGUGACGUCAAUCCUAAGCGACCGUCCCUGCCAAAUCGCCUCCGGGAGAGGGUGUAAACUCCUGUAAAAGAAAGCUUUCUGAAGAGUCCUAGUUGCCAUUUCAUGUUUUUAGCCCGUUCAGUAACAAAGAUGGCUACCAGCAAUCCCGUAAUAAACAGACUGGACCAGAGAGCCGCAGAAGCUGAUCAGAUCAUUGAAUACCUCAAACAACAAGUUGCACUUCUCAAGGAAAAAGCAAUUCUACAGGCCUCUCUACGGGAGGAGAAGAAGCUUCGUGUAGAAAAUGCCAAGUUGAAGAAAGAAAUCGAAACCCUAAAAGAACAGCUAGUAAAAACUGAAGUAAAAAAUGGAGUGAAACAGAUUGGCAUCCCGGCUAGCACAUCUGCUGACUCCAGUCCUUCCAUACCAGUAAGUGCUCCCCAGCCACCUCCUGUGAAGUCUUCCCCUCCAGCUCCUAAAUCAGGAGAAGAAAAGAAAAAAAAGGAGAAACCAGAAAAGAAAGGUGAGAAGAAGGAAAAGAAACCUGCUGCAUCAGAAGAUGAAAUAAAAGCAGUGGAUGUGUCUCGCUUGGACCUCCGUGUUGGCUGCAUUGUCACUGCCAAGAAGCAUCCUGAUGCUGACUCCCUGUACGUAGAAGAGGUAGAUGUAGGAGAAGCAACGCCACGUACUGUUGUCAGCGGCCUUGUGAAGCAUAUACCUCUUGAACAGAUGCAGAAUCGCAUGGCUGUGCUGCUCUGUAACUUGAAGCCUGCAAAGAUGAGGGGUAUUCUCUCUCAAGCCAUGGUUAUGUGUGCCAGCUCCCCAGAGAAGGUGGAGAUUUUGGACCCUCCAAGUGGAGCAGUUCCUGGAGACAGAAUCACCUUUCAGGGCUACCCAGGAGAACCUGACAAAGAGCUCAAUCCAAAGAAGAAAACAUGGGAGCAGAUUCAACCAGAUCUGCUUACUAACGACAAGUGUGUAGCAACUUACAAGGGAGUACCAUUUGAAGUGCAAGGAAAAGGAGUGUGCAAAGCUCAGACCAUGACCAGUAGUGGCAUCAAAUAAAGUCUGAAACUAUUUGAACACCACAUUUAGAUGUUGUACCAUUGGGCUACACAGUUGGAAUACAAUAAAGCCAUGCUUUCAGCAUCA